UUAGUGAGACCCAGAAAAGCUGAUCUUGUAACUACAACUUCCAACAUAUAGUUUUAAGAAGAAUGGCUGAAAGGGAACAAAGCAAAUUAGAAAUACAGUUCUCUGAUAUAUCUCACAAAAUACUAUUUUAUAUAUUCCGUAGGUAUUGGAAGUUAAAAACUCAAUUUGAGAUGAUUCAAUUAGCAUUGUAUCAAUUUAAAUACAGUAGUGAAAAAUUGUUUAACUCUAUUGACUCUGGUCUCUGUGAAUGUCGCGUUAGGAUUCUUGGAGUAAAUGUAGGUGUUGGUUCUGGUCAGGAUAAAAAAGAAGCUCAAAAUUCAGCUUUUGGUGAUGCAUAUCUCAAACUAGUGAAACCCUACUGUAGAGUUGUACAGACAGAAGGGAAUAAACUCAACUUGGAAACCUCCCAUACACCAUUUCUUGAAAUUUUGAAUCCUGUUAAUGCUAUGGAAGAGUUUUUAAGUGGGGAAGAUUUUCAUGAAGACAACCUUAAAGGUUUAGGUGACAAGCAAAGAACAGAAAGGGAUUUGUCAAAGUUUAUCAUUGUCAGGUAUAUUGGUGCUAGUCACUCAGAAGCAGCACAUAUGGCAGUACUUCAGUCUAGUUCAUUGUACAGUGGUAUGAUGUUUCAAAUGGACUUUGGUUUUGAAAACGGUGAGUUCACAUGUACUGUAGCCAUUGAAGGACACAAAACAGCAACAGCAUCAUCUGACCAGAAACAAAAAGUAAGGACAUUGGCUGCAGAGAAAUCUCUGGAAUACCUUUCAAAGACAUGUUGGACUUUAUUGAUAAAAAGGAACAGAAAAAAGUCAGAAAAUAUGACUAGAGAAAUAGUGGAAUUAGAAAUAGAAAAACAUGAAAAGCUAAGAAGAGAAAGUUUUGAUCAGUCAGGGCAAUUACAAGAAAAGGAAAUGACCUUUAUGAACAGAGAGAAUUUAGACAUUCGACCUCCAGGAUUCAAAAUACAUUUUGAGGAAGCUGUUCAAAAGACUUUGAAUGAACAUAUAAUCAGCAAAAGGGAUAUAACAUUCUAUGAUUUUGAGCGUCAUGAGAUGAAGAAGAUAAGAAAGAUUUCAAAAGUGUAUGAUAAUGUUUUAGUUAAAGAUAUAAUAGCAGACAACAAGAAUUGUCUUGUUGUAAGUCAAGUUGUCCUUGGAGAGGACAGCAACAUGAAAGGUAUUGGAGUUUCUGGAGAUUAUUUUCUACAGUAUCCAAAAACAGCUCCUGUGCACCAAUUGCAAGGAAAUUGUGUGAGAAAUAAUAGCCAAGAAGGUUUGAAGACAGAGUCUAUUCAAAAUGUAAAGGAAGAUACAAAAGAUGAAUCAAAAUGCAUAAUUUAUAAUGCAAAGCAGGAAAUAGGGACUAGUGCUUGUUCUGUUAACCAUGAUACAAUUAAACAGGAGAAUUUAGUGAGGGAUAAAUCCUCUUGUCCACAUACAAUUAGUUUUGGACAUGUUAGUCAGGAUACUGUCAUAGAAGAGCAAACCAUGAAGAAGGAGCAGGUAUCUAAUUAUCUUGUGGAUGAAGAUUUUGCUGGUAGUAAUUUUUCUACUCAAGGAAAUAAUGGAUUGAAAAGACCAUCAACCACUAAUUACCAGGAAGAUUACAAUAUAUCUCAUUCAAAAAAGCUACGAAUUUCAGACAUUGAAUCUGAUAAGGUCAUGACUCAAAACAAUAUGUAUUCUGACUCAAACUACAAUACCAGUCAAAAUUUACAUGGUGAAGGUCACUAUGAUUUGACAGGUUACAGGGAGACACCUUAUGAUAACUUGCAAUCCCCUACUCCACCAAAUGUCAAUAGACCACCAUUACAAGGUCACCAUGGACAGUCACCACAGGGUUAUAAUUAUAGAUCAGCUUUACAAAGUCACCAUGGACCACAGGGUCAUAAUAGACCGCAAUUACAAGGUCACCGUGGACCACAGGGUUAUGAUAGACCACAAUCACAAGGUCACUGUGAACCACAGGGAUAUAAUAGACCACAUUUACAAGGUCACCGUGGACCACAGGAAUAUAAUAGACCACAUUUACAAGGUCACCGUGGACCACAGGGUUAUGAUAGACCAUACCCCCCAUGCCAGAGAAGACCUCCGUUUAAUGAUUAUUCUGUUAAUAAUUUUGAUCAAGGAAACUGGUUCUGAUGUUGUUUUUAUUGUCAAUGAAAGGAAGAGUUGAUGUGUUGUAUACAUUAAUAUUGACUAAGGAAGCUUUGCAAUAAAAGGAUAACUAUGACCAUUAUCACAUUAUCAUGCCAUGAAAGGCCAUUAGUUUACUAUUAGCUGUUACCUAGAUCACCUAUGUAUUUCCACUCAUCAGUGUAGUGACAUGUCUGUAUAUGGACCUUAUUGCUUCUGUUUUGUUGGACAUAGAAAAAAAGCAAUGACUUUUUCAUUUGACAGGUUUUAUACAAUAUUAGUGGCAUCAGCCACAAGAUAACAUAAAAGUACAAAAUUCUAACCAUU
Molecule: messenger RNA, 2462 nt
Organism: Mytilus trossulus (common blue mussel)
Lineage: Eukaryota; Metazoa; Mollusca; Bivalvia; Mytilida; Mytilidae
Exons: 4
Coding region: 63-2141 (692 amino acids)
Source: RefSeq, a predicted model, not a curated record